AUGACGCGGUUGGUGAAGGGUGAUGAGGAGAAUGAGGGACCGGCGUUGACGUUGAUAGCGGGGGUAGGGGUGAUGUUCGAGAAUCGGCGGAGGAAUAAGUUCUCGGGGUUCGUGAAUGAAAGGAAUGUGGGGAGUAGGGAGGACAGGACCGUUCAGGUGGAAGUGAUGGAGAGCCUAGGCAAUUGUCCCAAGUACAUCAACACUAGGAUGUUGGUUCCCAACCCACAACAUCGCCCUGUGAUGCUGCACAAUUCACUCCACCUCAAGCCAGGAGAACUUCUCCCAAAAGACACGCUGGAUCACAUAGCUCAAGCGGAUACGAUCUUCCUAGCCACGCGAUACACCUCCCCCACCCAAACCAUCUUCAAAUCCCACCUCGGCAUCAACCACCGCGGCGGCAAACCUGGCUUCCUCCGAAUCACCACCGUCGCCGACGGCGAAACGCAACGUCAAGUGGUCUACCUCCCCGACUACUCCGGAAAUCGCUUCAUGAGUUCGCUCGGCAACAUCCACAGUGACGGUGUGGCCGGGAUCACGAUUCCACUAAUGAAGCAGGGGCUGCCGAUCGACGUGGUGUACCUCACGGGGGAGGCGAAGGUGUUGCUAGGUGAAGAGUCGAGUAGCAUCUUCCCUGGAGUAAGCACUUGUGUCAAGGUAGAGUUGACCGGGUUCAUGCAUGUGAAGGAUGCGAUGGCUUUGAAGAUGGCGGAAUCGUUUGAUCCUACUUCCGGAGUGGAGGAUUUCAAGACCGGCACGAAGGAGGAUGGGGUUGGAUGGAGCCCGUACAACCCGCCUAUCAGGAGGCUCCGAUCGGAACUAUCCUCCACGACAGCCAAGAACCAAGCGAUCGAAACCAACAACGAAGCGACCAUCACAGCCUUCGAACCGCACACCCCGGACCUCGCUACUCUGACAUUCCGCCUCUCAACCCCGAUCAAGUACUCCGCAGGUCAGCACAUCAUCCUCGACUGUGCAAGGUUACUCAACUCGGAGGUGAAAGAGUACAAACACAUGUCGGUCAAGUACGGUGGUGAACAAGAGCUGAAUGAUGGUGGAUUGAGAACGUGGACGAUUAGCUCUGCACCUCAGAAGCAAGAGGAGGAGGAGGUGAAAGUGACGAUGCGAAGGGUGGAAGGCGGGUUGAUCACGCCGAAGCUAUUCGAGGCUGCGCAAGAGGGGCGGGAGAAGGUGGUGUUGCCGGUGUUGGGUGUGGGGGGAGAUUUCGUGUUGCCCAGUCAGAGUCAAGGGAAGAAGAUGCUGUGGGUAGCGUCGGGUGUGGGGGUGACGCCUUUCUUGUCCUUCCUGCGCUCGCUCAUACGGUCGAAGCGUGAGGAGAUGGAUAUCACGUUGGUGCUGGCUGUGCGCAGAGCAGAAGCAGCGGUAAUGCUCGGUCUCGUUCUUUCUGCUGCAGCUGCUGCGGGAAUUCCGUUGGUCGUCGGAAAGUUUUCGGUUCACGUCUUCUCAGCAGGUUUGACGGAGGAUGCUGUCGGCGUGGCGCAGACAGAGGGCGCAGCGUUCGACAUUACAGUUGCGAUACAUGAUGUCCGUCUCACGCCGGACCUCUUACUCUCGAUAUGUGGCGCAGACGCGGAAAAGGCCGAAGCGUGGGUGUGCGGCCCACCUUCGCUCGAAACCUCCGUGAUGCAGACGUUGCAGCAGGCUGGUUGGUCAGCGGACAAGGUUCAUCGCGAAUCGUUUGCUUUUUGA
This is a messenger RNA of Pseudozyma hubeiensis SY62, 1707 nucleotides long. RefSeq names its product oxidoreductase FAD-binding protein. Bases 1 to 1707 code for a protein of 568 amino acids. The transcript has a single exon. Gene Ontology annotation, molecular function: oxidoreductase activity. NCBI's taxonomy places the organism in Eukaryota, Fungi, Basidiomycota, Ustilaginomycetes, Ustilaginales, Ustilaginaceae. The record is from RefSeq and is a predicted model, not a curated record.